Messenger RNA from Lentinula edodes (shiitake mushroom), 2415 nucleotides. RefSeq lists its product as uncharacterized. Gene Ontology annotation, molecular function: protein binding. The annotation marks the transcript as partial. The transcript is spliced from 8 exons. The record is from RefSeq and is a predicted model, not a curated record. Lineage: Eukaryota; Fungi; Basidiomycota; Agaricomycetes; Agaricales; Omphalotaceae.
GUGGAACUAGCUCGUAGAGUGCGCGCUUUGGAGAAGGUCACUGAUGAAAAGGACACUGAACUGGAUCCACCUGUAUUCUCUGAAGAAGAUUUGCUCACACUAUACGAGGAAGUUUUAGCGCAUCCUGAUAUUCAUGUUCAAGAAGAAGAGGCGGAUUCGCGACUGUCUUCACACGCUGGUAUGAAACAGCAACUACAGCACACAAGAUUUGCAGCAGCGUUGCUUCGGGAGUCUAGACUAAAUGAAGCUCCUCCUAAAUCCACUGAUACUUCCACGACUUCUAUGACUCCUGUGUAUCAGCGCGUUCUGAAUCAUACUGCACAUAUUCUACAAGAUAUCGAACGGGUCGAGGAGAGUUUAAUUUCCCAGCCUCGAAAUGCAGAAGAAAACUCCACAACGAAACUUCCCAUACCGCUUCUAUCAAAGCAGGAAUGGGAUGCCUUGAUCAGAGCUACUGUACACACCCGAAAUGUACAACUUGCUGAGCAGACGAUGGAGUCGAUGAAACGUUGUAACCUGAUCAUUCCAGAAGAAUAUCUGAACGCCGUUUUACAACUCCAUAUCGAAUCCCGAGACGACACUCCUUCAUUGGUCAUUCUGAUUUACGUUCUAUUAGGCUCUCCGACACCUCAACAGCAACACCUCCAUGUAAAAUCCCACCUCCUCUCCACACCCCAACACACCCUCCCUACUUCCGCACUAUCCGUCCUACACGCCUACGAGAUGCAAUCCACCCCAGCACCAAUGAAAUCCUACACUUCAACAAUCCAUCGGUUAUUCACCAUCAAUCCCACAGUUUCCCCUAUCGCACACCUCCAAGCCUGGGAUCUUUUCUCCCACAUGCGAUACGUGGCUCACCCCGUCCCCGACGCAAUACUCUACACCGAGAUGAUCCGAGCAUGCGCUUCCUCCUCCGUGAACGGCACCUCUGACCCCGAGCGCGCCUUAGACCUUUUCACCGAAAUGCGCCUAGACCACAACAUCACACCCCUACAACGCACAUGGGAUUCCCUCAUCCUCGCUUGCGCACGUACCUCCGGGUCCCUCGCUCGGAGACAAAAAUACGUCAACGAAGCGUUCAGGUUGGCUAGGGAGAUGCUCGACUCGUAUCGGGACGCGUAUGGACGACCGAAAUAUACACCUGAUAAAAAGACGUUUUGUGCGCUUUUGGAAGGGGCGAAAAGGAUUGGGGACUUGGGGAGGGUGAGAUGGAUUUUGGCGGAGAUGGUAAGGGGGAAGGGUGUGAGUGUUGAGGUGGAUGAGGAGGUCAUGAUGCAUGUAUUCCAUGCGUAUGCGGCAUACAGACCUCCAUUUAAAAGGUCCUUGGCGAGGGUCGUUGAGGAAAGUGGAAAUUCAUCCGUAUCGUCUGAGGGAGAUGUUCCCUCUGCUCAAACUCCAUCGACAAACAGUGAAUCUGUAUCCAAUGCAUCUAUUCGCACACCAUUGUCCCACACCGACGCAUUUUCUGCGUUCUCCCAUGUACCCCCUCAGACUAGCUCCGAGGUCAUCACAGAGGUGGAUAUAUUAUUCGAUCGGAUAUUAGACGAAAGGUCCGAAACCAAAGACGAUGACAUACUCUCUGGCAAAUUUAGUUCCGUUAAACCAACCACCCGACUACUCAAUUCGUAUCUAUCGGUGUAUUAUAACCAUCAUCAGUCUUUGGAAGCUGUGAGGUCGCGUCUCGGUGGUGUUUUUCACCAGAUGACGGACGUACAACCCGAUGCCCGGACAUAUGUUGAAGCCCUCGAACGGUGUGCGAUUUCGAAAAAACACGAGAGAGGGGUUGCAUUGAGGUUUGCGGAGGAGGUGUUUGAGAAAUGGGAGGGCAUAGAAAACAAGGUGGGGGUUGAGGCGGUAGUAUCGCCGAGGAUUAUAGAAAGAGCACACGUUGCUUGGAUUAGGAUGCUAACACUCACGAACAACACCGAUCGUGCCCUCUCCCAUUUGCGUACUUUCGUCCAAAAAUAUCCGGCGUCAGCUAUCCGUUUCCCUCAAAAAUCCAGUACCCCUAUCCACUCACAAACCACGACGUUUCUGAAACCCGCUAUGCGUUCCACCAGAACCUCACUCGUCGGUGCACGCCCGCUUGUAAGGCUUACUUCACCUGUAUCCGCUGCAUCAGCGAUUUCAAUUGUAUCCCCUGUCAAUGAACAAGUAGGUGGUAGUGGUGGACAAAUACCCCCGCUGUUAAUGUGGAGAGAUCUAGAAGUACUGCACCAUCGCAUAAUUGCUGAAAAAAGGGAGAAGGAUCUUGCGUAUAUCAAGUGGGUGUGUAAGAGUUAUGAGUGGGCAUUAAGAGUGAGAAGGGAUGAGGCGAUGAGAGCGGGGGUAGAAGUGGAAUCGAAACAGGAACGAGGAGUGCAGGAGGCGGAGGCGCAAUCUGAUGUGAAGACCGAGGUGGUUCAGGAAAAGUAG